CUCCCGAGAAUGUUUUUUCCAUGAAAAAGCCUUAAUAUUUUUUUUAAUUCUUUCGGUUCCCUCUUUCUCUCUCCCCUCUCUCUCUCUCUCUCUCUCUCUCUCUCUCUCUAAAGGCUCAUCCUCCUGUGAAGGCCUCUCACUCUUCUUUGGUUUUCAGGCCUUUGCGCUUUCUCUCUCUCUCUAAAAAGUUCAUCCUCCUGUAAGGUCUCGCACGUUUGUAUGGUUUUCAGGCCUUUUUUUUUUCAGGGCAUGAGGCUUGAGUCAGAGCCCCUUAAAAACUCACCGAGAGCUCCAUUGCCCUCUGGUUGUGUGCAAAAUCCUCUGAAACCCCACCAAAACCUUGAACUCGAAAACGAGAGAGAAAAGGAAGGGGAAGAGAAGGACUCAAUUCAAGAAGACCCUUUAAGGGAGAGAAAUGAGCAUUUGGUCACUGAAAACCCAAGUUCCAUUAACAUGUCUUCUGGUUCACCUGGACAUAAAAUCGUUGUUGGGUAUGCCUUAACUUCGAAGAAGAUUAAGAGUUUUCUACAGCCCCAUUUCGAAGGCAUAGCCAGGAAGAAAGGGAUUUUAUUUGUUGCUAUCGAUCGAAAUAGAUCUCUAGAGGAGCAAGGGCCUUUUGAUGUGGUUUUGCAUAAGUUGUCCGGAAAGGAUUGGCGCCAGAUUCUUGAGGAUUAUUGGCAAAUGCACCCUGAGGUAACCAUCCUUGAUCCUCCAGAUGCUAUUCAGCAUUUAUACAAUCGCCAGUCCAUGCUCCAGUAUGUUGCCGAUUUAAAUAUGUCUGAUGCUGAAGGUAAAAUUGGUGUGCCCAAGCAGCUAGUUGUUACCAAAGACCCGUCAAGCAUUCCUGCUGCUGUUACUGGAACUGGAUUGAAUCUGCCUUUAGUUGUGAAGCCUCUUGUUGUGGAUGGGACUGCCAAGUCGCACGAGCUAUCUCUCGCUUAUGAUGAGUUAUCCCUUUCACAACUCGAACCGCCCUUGGUGCUCCAAGAAUUUGUUAACCAUGGUGGCGUAUUGUUCAAGGUAUAUAUCGUGGGUCCCACUGUUACUGUGGUUCGGCGGUUUUCAUUACCGGAUGUUGACAAGAGGAACUGUAAAGGGCAUGGGGUCAUCCCAUUUCCUAGGGUUUCGAGUGCCGCAGCUUCAGCUGACAAUGCAGAUCUUGACCCAUGUGUGGCUGAGCUCCCUCCUCAACCUUUGCUAGAGAGGCUUGCCAAAGAACUUCAGCAUAGGCUGGGUUUAAGAUUGUUCAAUAUUGACAUCAUCCGACAACAAGGGAUUCGCGAUCGCUACUAUGUCAUUGACAUCAACUACUUCCCUGGGUAUGGAAAAAUGCCUGGAUAUGAGCAGGUAUUUACGGAUUUCUUGUUGAGCCUGAGGCGUACAACCACCAAGGAUCACACAAGAAGCAAACAUAGUCGAGACAGUGGAAUACAAGACAAAGCUUAUCAGAUCUCAUCAUAAAUGAGUGAAGGGUCUAUCUCUGCCCCGUCUCUCUAAGGCAGGCACAGCAGAAUGCCAAGAAAUGUUAUAUUGAUUUUCUCCGACUAGCUGCUCACUCAAGCAUGUCACAAGCAAAACACUCUUGUGGGGGGAGCUUAGUCUCUCUCUCUCUCUACAAGUGGAUGCCACAGUCUCUCUGCAAAUGGGUUUUUUCAUAUGCGGAUACUCCCUGAUCUUUUUGACUGUAAAUAAGUUCAUGUGCUUUCCUUGAAGCUUCAAAUAAAGCUAGCCUACAAUAACUUAGAGAAUGA
This is a messenger RNA of Amborella trichopoda, 1751 nucleotides long. RefSeq names its product inositol-tetrakisphosphate 1-kinase 3. Gene Ontology annotation, biological process: inositol trisphosphate metabolic process. NCBI's taxonomy places the organism in Eukaryota, Viridiplantae, Streptophyta, Magnoliopsida, Amborellales, Amborellaceae. Gene Ontology annotation, cellular component: cytoplasm. The record is from RefSeq and is a predicted model, not a curated record. Gene Ontology annotation, molecular function: inositol-1,3,4-trisphosphate 5-kinase activity; magnesium ion binding; inositol-3,4,5,6-tetrakisphosphate 1-kinase activity.